AUGCUGGUGAAAUUAUUCGUGCGCGGAACAGUGAAACUCAGUGUUUCUGGACUUGUGAAAGGAAUACGUGUGGUGAAAAAUAAAAAUUACGAAGCAAACAUGAAGUUUUUCAUCGUUGCAGCUGUUGGGCUCAUCCUUGCCGUUGCUGAAAUCCACUGCAAAAGCGUUUCGAGUGAACCGGGUUGCGAGACAGAGGUGUUGUUGGAUUGCACCAAGCGUCUCGACUACCUCAAUUCCGACAAAGCGCUGGAACUCGGAGCUUCGCAGCAGGACCUGGAAAACGUCUGCCCAACACUUCAAGACGGCAUGCAAUGCAUCAACGACUACAGCAAUCGCUGUUUGCCAGAAAAUAUUCAGGCUUACUUCCAGUCGAUGUAUAACGGCACGAUGUUGGUGAUCACGGAGCUUUGCAGGCCUGGCGAUUUCCAGAGUGGUGAGUAA
Messenger RNA from Notodromas monacha, 441 nucleotides. Lineage: Eukaryota; Metazoa; Arthropoda; Ostracoda; Podocopida; Cyprididae. The record is from the annotation of a GenBank genome assembly.